AUCACUCUGAGUCGCCCUUUGACGUGACCACUCAAGAAGAAAACGGAGUAGAAAUAAAGGAAGGGGAAAAAAUACGUCGGAGUUUUUUUCUUUUCCUAUCGGUCGACUUGUGUUGGACCCAACUGCUCACAGCACAAAAGAACAAAUAAGAGCUUUGGACGUCGAGGGAUUGCCUUACGGACCGACAAUGGCUGUGAACGUCUACUCCACCUCAGUGACCAGCGACAACUUGAGUCGCCACGAUAUGCUCGUGUGGAUCAACGACUCUCUUCAGAUGAACCUCACCAAGAUUGAGAUGUUGUGUUCGGGUGCUGCCUACUGUCAGUUCAUGGACAUGUUGUUCCCGGGCUCUCUGCCUUUGAAGAGAGUGAAAUUCGGCGCCAAGCUGGAGCACGAAUACAUCCACAACUUCAAGCUACUCCAGAUUGCCUUCAAAAAGAUGAGCAUCGACAAAAUCAUUCCAGUUGACAAGCUGGUGAAGGGGAAGUUCCAAGACAACUUUGAGUUUGUGCAGUGGUUUAAGAAGUUCUUUGACGCCAACUACUCUGAUAUCGGGUAUGACCCAGUGGAGGCCAGGAAAGGCCAGGACUUGGCGCCUACGCCCAACGCCACCACAUCUGCGCUGAACAAGACCCCAAAGAAGGCCAUCAAUCGGGCUGGCCAGAGGCCGCCAGUUGCCGCAGUCGCCCCCAAGGUGGUUACCGUCGCCGCCAGGAAGUCCGGGGGUGCCGCCGCCAACAAGGAUGGGGCGGAGGUCCUCUCAGAACUGGAGGACCUGAGGUGUACUGUUCAGGACAUCGAGAAGGAGAGAGACUUUUACUUUGGCAAGCUGCGGAACAUUGAGCUGAUUUGCCAGGAGAACGAAGGUCAGGGCGAUCCUGCGCUGCAGAGGAUUGUGGAAAUCCUCUACGCUACAGAUGAAGGCUUCGAGAUCCCAGAUGCCGACGAGCCAGAGGAGUUUUAGCACCGCUAGAUCGGAAGCAGUUUUUCCCCCUCCCCCCAUCCAACGCGGACGUCGUGAACGAUCCUCGACGUCUUCGCUCGCGUCCUGCAUGAGCGGACCUCCGCUGCCGGCGCCAGACUUGCAACUCCUCUGGCAACGAAAUUCUCUUCCUCCACGCCAGGAAGUAACUGAUGUUUGUAUCACACUUGAGUGUAGGAAAAUAUUCUGCCGUUUACUUGUAUGUACUGUACAUUAAUAAUCCAAUCUCGAUGACGUCCUCCAACAUUCUGACUCACAACCGGGUUGCCCCAGUUGUUUCGCUGUCAUUUUCAUCCAGUUAGGCAGCCGCAGCCACUGUGUGCCUCUCACUCACUCUCGUUUUGACAUUCGCAAUCGGUCCAGUUAUUUCGAAACAAGCCACCUGUGUCACACCACGUCGGUCAUAUUUGAUUGGAAUUUUACUCUCACCAAAUUCUGUUGGUUUUGGAAGGACCUUUCCCCUUUGUCAUGUGGGGGACUCUCAGUCUACACUUGUAACUCAAAAGUCAUAAACUGAUCGCGAUAAGUCCAACCAGGAAUCAGUGUUGUGUGGUCAUUGUACUAUGUGUGUUUGUGUGUGUAUGUAAAGAUGUUUGUAUCUUUUGGGAUAAUUCUUCGGGCGCCCUCCCUUCAGUGAUUGGGUAAUGAAAAGGCGCAAAGGUUUAAACGCUAGCAUCAGUCGGUCCUGCCAAAUCCUCGAGACAUGGAGCAGCCUCGUGCUUUGACAGCCUUUAACUGAGUGAAUGUUAACACACAAUCAGACGGUGCCUGCGUGUUCUAUUGCCUUCUUACCAAUAAAUGGACUGUUUUAAAAUCA
Messenger RNA from Syngnathoides biaculeatus (alligator pipefish), 1799 nucleotides. RefSeq names its product microtubule-associated protein RP/EB family member 1-like. Gene Ontology annotation, biological process: spindle assembly; regulation of microtubule polymerization or depolymerization; protein localization to microtubule plus-end. Gene Ontology annotation, cellular component: microtubule plus-end; cytoplasmic microtubule; spindle midzone. The transcript is spliced from 7 exons. NCBI's taxonomy places the organism in Eukaryota, Metazoa, Chordata, Actinopteri, Syngnathiformes, Syngnathidae. The record is from RefSeq and is a predicted model, not a curated record. Bases 188 to 964 code for a protein of 258 amino acids. Gene Ontology annotation, molecular function: microtubule plus-end binding.